AUGGCGGAAGCAUACCAGAAAGAGUUCUUCAACGUUUCGUUUCCGACGGAAUACGUCGCGCAUGUUGAAAUUAACAGGCCGGAGAAGCUGAAUGCUUUUAAAGAGGUCAUGUGGCUAAACCUCUCCUCAAUCUUCCGCCAACUCUCCCACGACCCCUCCGUGCGCGCCGUAAUCCUAACCGGCGCCGGCGACCGCGCCUUCACCGCCGGCCUCGACGUGCAAGCCGCCUCAGAAGGCGGCGCCCUCUCAUCCCAAGCAGACAUCUCGGAUGGCGCACGCAAAGCCAACGCCCUGCGCCGGCACAUUCUGGAAUUCCAAGCCUGCAUCACCGACAUUGAAAAGUGCGAGAAACCUGUCAUCGCUGUUCUGCACGGCGUGAGUUUCGGUCUGGCGCUGGAUAUGUGUCUAGCAUGCGACAUUCGCAUUUCAACGACUACGACUCAUUUCAGUGUGAAAGAAGUGGAUAUCGGACUUGCGGCUGAUAUCGGCACCCUAUCGCGUCUGCCUCAUUCCGUUGGAAACCUAUCUUGGGUCAAAGACAUUGCGUUAUCAGCGCGUAUCUUCGGGUCGGAUGAGGCGUUGCAGCAUGGGCUUGUGUCGAAGGUGUACAAGGAUAAGCAGGAGGCGGUUGCGGAGGCAACUAAACUGGCGGCGUUGAUUGCUUCGAAGAGCCCGGUUGCGGUGCUGGGGACGAAGGAGAUUAUCAAUUACUCGAGGGAUAGGCCGAUUAGUGAGGGGUUGAAUUACACGGCCGUGUGGAAUGCGGCGAUGUUGCAGACGGCGGAUGUUAAGGAUGCUAUGAUGAGUGGGUUGAAGAAGACGUCGCCGAAGUUUAGUAAACUGUAG
Molecule: messenger RNA, 846 nt
Organism: Alternaria hordeiaustralica
Lineage: Eukaryota; Fungi; Ascomycota; Dothideomycetes; Pleosporales; Pleosporaceae
Exons: 2
Coding region: 1-846 (281 amino acids)
Cellular component (GO): mitochondrion
Molecular function (GO): delta(3,5)-delta(2,4)-dienoyl-CoA isomerase activity
Source: RefSeq, a predicted model, not a curated record